UCAUACAAACAUGAAGACAGUCCUCCUCGUUUUUUGUUCGUUGGUGGGUCUCGCUGUCGGGAAAGAAGUGUUCGACAACAGAAAGAAUCCAUUUUCACAAAGCAUGAUCGACUUCAUCAACUCUUUAAACACGACUUGGCAGGCCGGACCCAACUUCCACAGCUCUGUUCGCGUGGGUUACAUUCGUGGUCUCAUGGCAGAGCAUCCGAACAGCAGCGAACACCGGCUCAAAGAAGUCGUCCAUGGAAACUUCUCUGAGGAAUUACCCGAGAGCUUUGACGCGCGUCAACACUGGCCUCACUGCGAUUCCAUCGGCUUGAUUCGAGAUCAGUCUUCCUGCGGGGCAUGCUGGGCUUUUUCUGCAGUUAGUGCCAUGUCUGAUCGCAUCUGCAUACACAGCCAAGGAAAGAUUCAGGUGAAUAUUUCGGCGGAGGACCUUCUCACCUGCUGUGACAUGUGCAGUUUUGGCCAAUUUGACGUGGCGUCAGCCAAGAAGGACGAGGCGACGGCAGGGAAGGAUGAAGUGUCGACGAAAGGGGCGCCAAUUAAAGCGACUGAGGGACAGCAAAGCAACGAAGUCAACAUGGUCGACGCUAGUGCGCUCGCCUGA
Messenger RNA from Ixodes scapularis (black-legged tick), 610 nucleotides. Its product is annotated as cathepsin B-like. Bases 11 to 610 code for a protein of 199 amino acids. Gene Ontology annotation, molecular function: cysteine-type endopeptidase activity. The transcript is spliced from 5 exons. NCBI's taxonomy places the organism in Eukaryota, Metazoa, Arthropoda, Arachnida, Ixodida, Ixodidae. The record is from RefSeq and is a predicted model, not a curated record. Gene Ontology annotation, biological process: proteolysis; regulation of catalytic activity.